AUGUUUCUAGCGCUCUUUCUCGUCGCCGCUGUGGGUCUCGCUCCGGCCGCGGCCCAAUCGUCGUCCCCGACUACGGAGAAGUCGACCGUGUGGAUGCCGCCGCGCUCCACCCGCGUCGGGGAGAAUAUAUACACAUCCGUCAUCACGGCGGCGCCGUCCUCAACUGAGUAUUUCCUUGCUUGCACAUCCGUGUGGGAGUCAGCGUCGUCGUGCUCGCAGUUCAGCGGCGUCACGCUGACGUACGGCAACAGCACGAUGAAGAUUGGAUUCAAAUCCGACACUUACAACUGCAAAUGCGGCGACUCAGCGACGUGCUCCAUCAGCGCGUCCAACACGGCCAACGCGCAGUCCGUGCUCGCCAGCUCCGAAUCGGCAGCGUGGUUCACGGCCAUCACCAUCGUCGACGGACAUGACAGACUCAAGAACAUCAAGCUCAACCAGCCCCGCGUCCGCGGCGACAAGGUCCGUAGGCAGCAACGACGUCUGCAAGCGCGCGACGCCCAAAGGCGGCAGUGA
Molecule: messenger RNA, 516 nt
Organism: Colletotrichum spaethianum
Lineage: Eukaryota; Fungi; Ascomycota; Sordariomycetes; Glomerellales; Glomerellaceae
Exons: 3
Coding region: 1-516 (171 amino acids)
Source: RefSeq, a predicted model, not a curated record